Molecule: messenger RNA, 1004 nt
Organism: Juglans regia (Persian walnut)
Lineage: Eukaryota; Viridiplantae; Streptophyta; Magnoliopsida; Fagales; Juglandaceae
Product: probable inactive nicotinamidase At3g16190
Exons: 5
Coding region: 163-750 (195 amino acids)
Source: RefSeq, a predicted model, not a curated record
AAAAAAAAGUAUGCAGCAAGUAUUGGGUGUGGAUAAUCGGGAGGAGGAGAGUAGAUGCCGUUGAUCGGAGUCUCGGACUUCCCAUUCCGUCUAAAAUUUUCCAGGAGUUAACUAGUAGCUCUUGGGUUUUUAGGGUUUUGGAAGAAUCAGAGGCUCUAGGACAUGUCUGGUAAAUGGAAUCACACAGCUUUACUCGUUAUCGACAUGCAGAAAGAUUUUAUACACGAGGAUGGUCUGAUGCUAGUGAACGGUGGCAGAGCCAUAGUUCCCAAUGUAAUCAAGGCCGUCCAAGUCGCCAGGGAGCGUGGAAUUCUUGUAGUUUGGGUUGUUCGUGAGCAUGACCCACUCGGGAGAGAUGUGGAACACUUCCGCCGGCAUUUAUAUGCUGCUGGGAAAGUGGGUCCAACCGCUAAGGGAAGUGUGGGUGCGGAAUUGGUUGAUGGCCUUGUGAUUAAAGAAGGGGACUAUAAAUUGGUGAAGACGCGCUUUAGUGCUUUCUUUGCUACACACCUUCAUUCUUUUCUUCAGGGUGCCGGAAUUAAUAAAUUGGUUAUCACUGGUGUUCAAACUCCAAAUUGCAUCAGGCAGACUGUCUUUGAUGCAGUAGCAUUGGAUUAUCGAUCUGUUUCUGUUAUUGUUGAUGCUACUGCUGCUGCUUCACCAGAGGUGCAUGUUGCCAACAUGUUUGACAUGAAAAAUGUCGGCGUCGCAACCCCAACUUUGCAGGAAUGGAGCAAGUCUAAUGCAUGAUCUGUUUGGCGAUAAAAUCAUGGCCCUGCCUGAAGUUCCAUGUGUGUUGUAAAUUUGUUCUUUGGCUUGGGAAAAGUGAUGUCUCUUUGCUGUCCUUCUCUCGAAUUAUAGUAUUGUACUAUUGUGUGAUGCCUCACAUUAUAACAUGGUGGGAUAAAAGCAACAAAUAUCAUCUUGUUGGUUGCUCUACCUUUCUCAUUAUUUGGGAGGUGGGGGUUCCGAGGCACCUCUACUAGUUGAUGCUUGAGAAUAAA